AUGUUGGUCAUAGUACUGUUAUAUAUUAUCUGUUCUAUUCAAGCACAGUCUUGUGAAAAAAGAAAACCUAUUCUAAUACUAAGUGGAAUUUUAGCUUCACAGUUAAUGAUUGAUGCUGAUAUAGACACUUCGAUAGAAUUACCCCCUCAAUGUCCUCAUAAGGUUAAAGGUCAAAUUUGGAUUAACAGAAAAGACCUUAUUCCUUUUAACAAUUCUGCAUGUUUUAUUGAAUAUAUGAAAACAUAUUGGAAUUCUUCUACUAGCAAAAUGGAAAACAUUCCAGGAGCUAAUAUAUAUUAUCCAAACUUUCCAUCUACAAAAGGAAUUUUUGCUUUAGCACCAGAUAACCAAAAACUUCUUCAAUCAAAAACUAAAGUAUUUGCUGCAAUGAUUCAUGACCUAAAAGCUGCAGGAUGGAAAGAUGGUGUUGAUUUAGUUUCUCCUGGUUAUGACUGGAGAUAUGCAGAUAGAAGUAAUAAUAACUGGAUUGAAAAAACAACUCAACUAAUCCAACAAUUAGUAAACAAUAAUGGUUAUAAAGUUAUCAUUGUUACUCAUAGUUUUGGUGGACUUGCUGUUUUAGAUUUAAUUAGUUCUAUGUCAAAAAAAUUCUGUGACCAAUACAUUGAUAAAAUUAUCACUCUAAAUGCUCCUUUCAUUGGUUCAACAAAAACCUUACGAACAUUUUUAACAGGAGAAGAUUUAGGACUAAAACUUGAUCCAUUGUUAUUAAGACCAUUAGCACGUUCAUGGGAAUCUGAUUACCAAUUAAUGCCCAACCAAAAAUAUUGGAAAAAUGAUAAUGUUGUACAGGUUGGAAAUAAAAAAUAUUCCGCUAACAACAUCAAUGCCAUCAUUGAUCUUGUUGAAGAAGUAAAAGAGUUUGGUAAUAUUAUUUAUAACUCAAGCAUUAAUAGAUUUCCAUUGGAAUAUGUUCCAAAUAAUGUUACAUUACAUUGUUUAUAUUCUCAUGGUAUUGAAACAAUUGUUGGAAUUAAGUAUGACUCCUUGGACCAUGACUUCCAAGAUGUUAGUUACGUUUAUGGAGAUGGAGAUGGAGUUGUUGACCUCCAGUCUUUGGAAUGGUGUAAACUUCCUGGGUUUGCUAAAGUUGUAAAAGAUUUAGGAAAAGGAGAGCAUGGAACAGUAAUUUCAAACACAGAAGUUUUUGAUUACAUAAAAAACGAAGCAUGUGCUACCGAAUCAAAAAUAAAAGUAUGA
Entamoeba histolytica HM-1:IMSS is the source of this 1221-nucleotide messenger RNA. Its product is annotated as lecithin:cholesterol acyltransferase domain-containing protein. Gene Ontology annotation, biological process: lipid metabolic process. NCBI's taxonomy places the organism in Eukaryota, Evosea, Mastigamoebida, Endamoebidae. The transcript has a single exon. The coding region runs from base 1 to 1221 and encodes 406 amino acids. The record is from RefSeq and is a predicted model, not a curated record.